Molecule: messenger RNA, 393 nt
Organism: Rhagoletis zephyria (snowberry fruit fly)
Lineage: Eukaryota; Metazoa; Arthropoda; Insecta; Diptera; Tephritidae
Product: oxysterol-binding protein-related protein 11-like
Source: RefSeq, a predicted model, not a curated record
UUUACAGGCUGGCAGUACCGUUGGUUCACGGUUGACGCGCAGACCGGCACACUUAGCUACUUUUUGUGUGACUCGUCCUCGUCUGGCGAUGAAGCAACGCCAUCAGCACAGGUUUUGGCUAGUGCGCCGCGAGGUCAAGUACAGCUGGCAGGUGCUGUAGUCUGUCCGAGUGACGAAGAUUCACGCACAUUUUCCAUUGGCUGUGCCUCUGGCGAUACGCUUAAAUUGCGUGCUGCCGAUGCACGUUCACGCCAAGAAUGGGUAGAUGGUUUGCGUGCAGUUGUAGAAAGUCAUACAAAAGCAAUGGACAUUAGCAAUUCAUCACCACUGCCGCCACGAGAGUUGCUGGCCGCCUCAGAUGCGAUGGUUUCGGCGAGACAAGCACUCUACCUA